This is a messenger RNA of Dalotia coriaria, 1647 nucleotides long. RefSeq lists its product as uncharacterized. NCBI's taxonomy places the organism in Eukaryota, Metazoa, Arthropoda, Insecta, Coleoptera, Staphylinidae. The transcript is spliced from 5 exons. The record is from RefSeq and is a predicted model, not a curated record. Bases 454 to 1401 code for a protein of 315 amino acids.
UAAUCGAUACAGUUGCAACGCGUUACGACGUAAACUGUAAAAGGUCCUGUUGUGUGUUGUGUUGUGUGGAUGGUGACUGGGGUUCCGUAAAAGUGUAGCAAUAAACCGAGAGUGAACUCGGAUUGCUAUAUCAGCGCGUUCAUAAAUCCGGUGCUCCUUGCGUUUGCUUUUUAUCAAGAUCGCUGCGUUCGGCAAGCGUUGUUUAUUGUCCUGCGAGUGCUUACUUCUUGCUACGCGGCGGUGAAAUAUGAAUCAGAUUGCCGGCGUCGACAAACACUUUCACAUUGUUCUCGCGUAAAUUACACUUCCAUUUGGAACGCAAUUGAAGUGGAAUUGGAAUCGAAGGAUAUCAUUACUGGAAUGCGAUACAAUUUAAUUCUUAGAUUAAAUGAAUUAAUGUAGCAUUAUUCAAAUGGCGAUUGCACAUUGAUUGAACAUUGUUCGCCAAACGAGAUGGUGACGGCGUUAGCCCCCAACGAAGCCAAUAGUAAUAUGAGUGGAGACGGCGGCGACUGGUGGAGCGGUACACUGGAGGAGGACGCCGUCGGUGGGUUGCGGCUGGACGAGGCGGGUUUGUGGUCGGGCAGUUUUGUGCCGCCACCGCCACGGCCCCUCUUCCUCGACGAAUCGGCGACGCCCGACGGCCUUACAACCUGCGACCUCUGCGCAUGGGCUUGGCAGGAGGGCAAGACGUUCACCCUGGAUGCAGCACUAGAAGCACCAGGUGAAUUGGGUUGGGUCCUGACACUGAUCAUCGUCUCGUUAAUUUCGGCGCUCAUCGGCGCCAUAGUGAUGAUCAUCGCGUUGCACUGCAAGAGCAGAAUGAAGAAUGCUGGAUUGAAUGCGAACGAAUCAAGAAUAACUCCAAGCCAUAGAUCCCGGACGAUAUCACCACGUGCAGCGACGCGUCCGCCGAUAAGCACCCCUGAUGAUAAGUCUAUAUCAGCCAUAACUCCCGCCUCCUUCCCGGUGCUACAACAAAUCGCUACUAAUAAUGGCGUGUGGUCGUGGCUUUCGCGCCGCCCAGUUAAUGUGCAGUCACAGCUGAAUUCGCCGACAGCGCCUGCAGAGAAUCAUUACACGCAUAUGGAUGAGACUUACAAUGCAGUUGGGGAGGCGUUAUAUGCUGAAUUAGAUCGUGAUUCCAACGGGGGUGGAGAUAGCCCUGCCUACCAGAACUCCGCCUACACGGAUCCUGAUGCGCCAGUGUCAAGUGCGCCGAGUAGCGCUUAUUAUUCUGACUUAUCUGUGACCACGAUGCCCGAAAGGGCGUAUGAAGUGGUGGGACUGGCGACAUUAACGCCCUGGGAGGUGACGUGUGAUGUGACUCGGAGGCAGCCGCCGCCGAUGCGGCUCGCCUCCAUCAGUGAGGCGGUCAGUGUUCCUUCGGACUAUGUUUAGUUUUAAGUGUUUAAAUACGUAAUGAACAAUGUACAUUCCAUUUGUAAAUAGUUAAUGUGAAAAUGUCAUACUUGAAACAAACGGUCGGGCAAUUUGUGAUGAUUUGCUUGCCAGUUAGUUGUAUUAGCGGCAUGAAAUGUCAAUUUAAUUUAUGUAUUUAAUACAAACUAAGUUUAUUAAUGUGAAUUUCAGAGUAUCAUUGUACAAAUAGCGAUUCUGAACGUAUAAAUUAUGGUUUGUAAAUUA